AUGGCAUCUUUCAACAAAUUUAAAAACGUGCUAAUGCUGGCAUUUGACUGGAUUCUGUAUGGUGCUGGUGCUACAGAUACCUGCCAAGUCACUGUAACACAACCCAGAUUUCAGGAAGCUGACUACUCCAUGUACACUGUGUUCCUAACAUGUGCUUUCUCUGCCUCUGGAUGCUCCUCGUCCCGACCUCAAGUUCUAUGGUUUCGCUUUUUAACUAAUAAACACGAGGAUUUGUGUACUCCUGGAUGCACAAAUCACCAGAAGUACCAAGUACAUGUAUUUUCAGAAAAUAACAUUUCACUUCAGAUCAAUGAUCUGACUGCAGAUGACAAUGCUGUUUAUAUCUGUGGAAUAGCAUUUUCAGAUUCAAGUUCACCCCGUUCUAAACAAACAGGAGAUGGAACAGUACUAACAAAAACAGGAACAGAGAAGCAGCACAGCAAUGGAAAACUCAUCUUCAUGAUCAUCGCCUCAUCGUUACUGUUUCUAUACAGCACUACUGUAUUCACAUUCUUUGUAGUAUACAAGUUAAAACCAAACCUGCUAAAGAAAAGUGGGAAUGAAGACCAAAGAACAGAGAACUGUAAAAUCAGUAGUGGACGAAAAAUUUUUCAAGCAAUUGCCCAAGAACUUCAAAAGCAGAGGUAUGCUGAACAUUGCCAACAGCCUGAUGAUCUGGAAGAUGACACCGUUUAUCAGAACAGAUGAGCAUGUGCAGCAGUUCAGAUUUGUUCAAUAUUUCUCAUGCAACCAAAGGGGCAGAUGAAGAAGUUAAGCUUCUUCACAGACUUCCUUUGCUUUAAAAAGAGGAGAAAACCUUGCAGGGUAGUGUUCUUCAAGAGUAUUUUCUAAACAGAUCACCAAAACCAAGGGCAUUGUACAUUACACCUAUGUUAUACAGUACUUCCAUUUUCCAUUCUGCAAGAACAAGAACCGUGGGAAAAGACUUCAUCUUCCAUAAGAU
Messenger RNA from Gymnogyps californianus (California condor), 964 nucleotides. RefSeq names its product immunoglobulin superfamily member 6 (gene IGSF6). The transcript is spliced from 6 exons. The record is from RefSeq and is a predicted model, not a curated record. The coding region runs from base 1 to 708 and encodes 235 amino acids. Lineage: Eukaryota; Metazoa; Chordata; Aves; Accipitriformes; Cathartidae.